AUGCAUCCCUCUCGCUUCCGAAAUAGCGGCCUCCCAUUUAUCAGAAGCCCAUCGCGAGUACCUGCUCCUGCGCUUUACGGAACUCUUGAUUUGGAUCCGCUCCCAAGUGCAUCCAACGAAGACCCAUACAAUUGGCCGCUCUGGAAGAAAGUGAUAAACCUCGUCCUCGUCGCAUUCCACGCUUGCAUGUCAACAUUCACGGCCUCCAUAAUUCCCGCAUACGAGGACAUUUCCAUUGACCUUGGAGUGUCUAUGCAAAGGGCCAGUUACCUGACUUCACUCCAGAUUGCCGUCUUGGGUGGAGCGCCAUUGUUCUGGAAGCCGUUAUCCAAUCGAUAUGGUCGUCGACCUAUAUUCCUUUUGUCAACCAUAUUGAGUUUGGUCUGCAAUAUUGGCUGCGCAAAGAGCCCAAAUUACGCCUCGAUGGCCGCAUGCAGAGCCCUAACUGCAUUCUUCAUCUCACCCGCGGCAGCUAUCGGGAGUGCGGUUGUAACAGAAACAUUCUUUCGAAAAGAGCGUGGUCGAUAUAUGGGAAUCUGGACGUUGAUGGUUACCCUAGGUGUCCCAGUUGGACCGCUGAUCUUCGGAUUUGUCACAAAUCGUGCUGGAUACCGCUGGGUCUUCUGGGUCCUUGCCAUAAUUAACGGAGUGCAGUUCGCUCUAUACCUCUUCUUCGGCGCCGAAACUCGUUAUAUCAGCAGCAAUCAGGACCAGUCAUCAUUCAUUUCCCACAGCCUGUGCCUCCCUUUCCGACGCAUAGACCCGACUCCGUUAAAGCUCAGCGAGUUUUAUCACCCACUCACCCUAGUAACCCUCCCAACAGUCUUUAUCCCAGCCUUUGCAUACGCAAUGGUCUUCCUAUUCGGCAGCGUCCUAAUCACUGUAGAAGUACCCCAAUUGUUGCAAGAGAAAUUUGGCCUCAACGCAGAACAACUCGGGCUCCAGUUUAUUGGGGUCAUAAUCGGCACUGUUCUCGGCGAGCAAAUUGGCGGCUCCCUGUCUGAUAUUUGGAUGAACCGCCGCACACGCAAACUCCAAGCCAGACCAGAGCCGGAAUUCCGUCUGUGGCUUAGUUAUCCAGGUGUUCUUUUGACGAUUAUCGGCGUGGUCGUGUUCUUAGUCUGCACGCAACAAGCAGCUGAGGGUCAUUGGGAGGUUUCACCCAUUAUUGGCACGGCGAUAGCAGCCUUCGGGAAUCAGGUUGUCACCACUGUGUUAGUCACGUAUGCUGUGGAUUCUUACCCCCAAGAUUCCGGUAGUGUUGGGGUCUUCGUUACGUUCGUAAGACAGAUAUGGGGAUUUAUUGGGCCAUUCUGGUUCCCCGGCAUGUUCAGUAAUGUUGGUAUUGCCGCGAGCUCAGGUGUUGCUGGUGGUCUAAUGUUCGUUUUCAGCUUUCUGUUUAUUAUUCCGGUUCAUGUUUUCGGGGCCAAAUGGCGUUAG
Aspergillus nidulans FGSC A4 is the source of this 1440-nucleotide messenger RNA. Its product is annotated as putative MFS transporter. Bases 1 to 1440 code for a protein of 479 amino acids. Gene Ontology annotation, biological process: transmembrane transport. Gene Ontology annotation, cellular component: membrane. The transcript has 4 exons. The record is from RefSeq and is a predicted model, not a curated record. Gene Ontology annotation, molecular function: transmembrane transporter activity. Lineage: Eukaryota; Fungi; Ascomycota; Eurotiomycetes; Eurotiales; Aspergillaceae.